Molecule: messenger RNA, 1740 nt
Organism: Fonsecaea pedrosoi CBS 271.37
Lineage: Eukaryota; Fungi; Ascomycota; Eurotiomycetes; Chaetothyriales; Herpotrichiellaceae
Exons: 6
Coding region: 1-1740 (579 amino acids)
Molecular function (GO): N,N-dimethylaniline monooxygenase activity; flavin adenine dinucleotide binding; NADP binding
Source: RefSeq, a predicted model, not a curated record
AUGGGGUCAAUGGACACCAGGUCAACCUGGACCUGGGACGACAUGGUCCAGAACAAACCUGUCGACGAGGCACGACCAAUCCGUGUCAUCUGCAUCGGUGCCGGGGCGUCAGGGAUCUGUGCUGGCAUCCGGUUUCCGCAAAAGAUCCAGAACUUGAAUCUCACCAUCUACGAAAAGAAUGCCGAUGUGGGUGGGACUUGGUUUGUGAAUAAAUAUCCGGGACUGCGAUGCGACAUACCCAGCCCGGGGUACCAGUUCACCUUCGAGAGCAACUCCCAGUGGUCAGAGUUCUACGCGUCUGGUCCUGAAAUUCAGCGGUACCUACAGAACGUUGCGAAAAAGUACGGUGUCUAUGAUUACUGCAAGUUCAAGCACCAGUUCGUCAGCGCAACGUGGCAUGAAGACGAGUGCGAGUGGGAGGUCGUCUUUGAAGACCUCGAAGCGAACAAGAAAGUCAUCGACCGGGCCGACAUCGUCGUCACUGCCACCGGUAUCCUAGACAAAUGGGACUGGCCCGACAUCGAGGGUCUGCACGAUUUCAAAGGGAAGCUCGUCCACACGGCUGACUGGGACCCUUCGAUCCAGCUACACAAGGAUUUGAGAGUCGCUUUGGUCGGGGCUGGUUCGUCUGGCGUCCAACUUCUACCCACUCUCCAGCCCUUGGUCGGACACGUAGAUCACUAUAUGAAAGGCAGAAACUGGAUUGCCCCCGUCGGCUUUGGCGGCGAAGAGAUUGCCGCGAGGGGCGAGUACGGCAAUUUCAAACAUCCCAAGGACGAACUCGAGCGCUUCCGAAACGUGCCCAACGCCUACAAGGAAUUCCGCGAGCGCAUCGAGAACUCGUUGAACCAAGCCCAACUCGCCAUCUUCACCGGGACAGAGGUGCAAAAGCAGUUCCACCAGAUGUGCUACGACUCAAUGACGGAGAAGCUCAAAGACCGACCCGACAUCCUCAACACCCUCCUGCCAGAUUUCCCCGUCGGGUGCCGGCGACUGACCCCAGGCCCGGGCUACCUCGAAGCGUGUCUCGCCGACAACGUCGACUUUAUCGGGAUGCCGAUCAAGAAGGUGCACGAGCACGGGAUCGAGACGGCCGACGGCAAGAUUCGCGAGAUUGACCUGUUGAUCUGCGCGACAGGAUAUGAUGUGUCGAGACAAGGCGAGCUUCCCUUCGUCGGCCAAGGUGGCAUCACGCUCGACGAGGUGUGGAACCCCAUCCCCGAGGCAUACCUCUCGAUAUGUCCGCCGAAAAUGCCGAAUCUGCUCAUGUUCCUUGGGCCCAACGGUGGGCCGGGGACAGGAGGCACUAUUUUCAUGAUUGAGAAUGUCUGCGACUACAUGAUCAAGAUGAUCCAGAAGGUACAGAGGGAGUAUAUUCGAUCGUUUGUGGUAAAAGAAGCCGCCAACAAAGCCUUCAGCGCCCACGUCGACCGGUACUUUGCCAAAACCGUCUUCGCGGCGCCCUGCAAGUCGUGGUACAAGCGCGGGCAACCCAAUGGACGGUUGGUGACGCCAUGGCCCGGGUCGGGCGUGCACGCGCGAAAGGCCCUGCAGGAGGUGUGCUACGAGGACUUUGACUACGAGUACCACCCGGUGACCAAGGAGAACAAGUUCGCCUGGCUCGGCGACGGGCUCACGUACGGCCAACAGUACGGGCCCAAAGCGGUCGAUUACCUGGACGACAUUGAUUAUCCCGCGGUCAAGGACGCGACCGUCGACACGGGUGUUCCUGCGGUUUGA